AUGUCUCCCAGGACCAGCAACGAGCCCGAGCGGGUUUCUCUCACUCAAUCCAGACAGACCUCCCUGUUCUCAGGAUUGCCCAAUAUGGCCUCAAGAACCUUCCAGGAUGAUGACUUGUCAAGCCAAGACACCUCGUCUUUGUGCUCUCUUCACACAGCCCAUGGAAACCCCCAGGAUAUGAAAGACUGGAGCUUGAACACUUCAGAAUCUCUCGAACAGGCCAUGUCUUCCAAGGAAUCUCCCCAGGUGCAAAUGCUUUCUUUCUCGCUGUCUCAGCAGCUCAUGACCCCCACGGUCGGACCUAGUGAUGUGAUGUACACAGGCGUGGACUUCCCAGCAGUCUCAGACCUGCAUGAUCAUGAAAUGCCUCGGGAUUUUUACUCCUUUGUGGAUCUUUCUUCCAUGGAUAAUGAUGUCUGCGUGCAAACGAGCACUCCGGAUGAUGCUCUGUCUGUCGCGCACAGUUCCCACACUGAUGAUGGCCACUUGAUUGCCGGUCACGAGUCAUGGAAUGCUAUGAUGGCUGAUGGCCAGUACCCUGGAACCACCCUGGAUCACCUUUCUUCCAACCUCUUCCAGACCAUGCCGGUCUCUCCACCCUUGACGGAAGCCAGUACUGAUAUUCCCAUCACCUCUGCUUGCUCCCACUCUGGAUUCCCUUCUUUCCUGGCUCAUGAUGACUCUCUCCUCGGAGACUACACCACAUCCCCCAUUGGCAACCCGAUCAUCAACCCUGCAGAGCCUCUGCUCCCAAACACGACGCCUCUGAGCGAGAAGGACCCAAACAGAACCAUCCGGCCCUCUAAGCAGUCUCGCCGUGGAACUUUGCCCGCUUCCCAAUCUCAGGUCAAGUCCGAGGCCGAAUUCUUCCCUCAGGUAAAGGCCGAGCAGGAUUUCUUCCCUCCUCUGCCCGUCAGAGAGCCAGCCCGGCAAAGAUCCAAGGACAGUGCCGAGGCCCGCAACCCACGAGACCACCAAUUCUACCAUCUUGCCCCCCAGAAUGAUGGAAAGUACCACUGCCCAUAUGCCCACGGAGAGAAGCCGUGCAACCACACUCCUACCACCCAAAAAUGCGCUUACCAGCAAGUACCCCUUGGCCCAUUGUGGGCAUUUGAUCCCCGUAAAAUCAUUGAUCCAAUAUCUAACCGACUCAACAGCAAAUACCUGGACUCCCACCUGAAGCCCUACCGGUGCAAGCACACCUCCUGCGUGGACAACAUGCUGCGUUUCUCCUCUAACGCAUGCCUCUUCCGCCACGAGCGCGAAGCCCAUGGAAUGCACGGCCACGGAGAAUGCCCCCAUCUGUGCCUGUUCGAGGGAUGUGAGCGAUCCGUACCUGGAUUUGGAUUCCCCCGUAGAUGGAACCUGCACGACCACAUGAAGCGUGUCCACGACUACGUUUCCUGCGAGCGUCCCGCUUCCCAGCCCACUUCCCAGCCCAGCUCUCCCGAGACUUCGCCCGGUGCUCCACCCAAGAAGAAGGAUUCGUCUGCUGCCAGCCGCAAGAGAAGAGGGGUUACGGGCGCCACCCCGGCCCCGACUAUGAAGCGUACCCGCUCUGUUCACUCCCAGGCCGGUUCCAACAAGGCUUCCCAGGCUACUGCCCAGAACGGCCAGCGUCUCCAGAACGCCGAGCGGAACUACUACAAGUGCCGCGCCCGUCUGGUCGAUGAACUCGCCAAGAUUACCCCCCAGGACACCUCCAUGCAUGAGAAAGUCAACGCCAGUCUGCAGGAACUGUACACCCUGGGUCUGCAGUACCGCCACCUCGAGGCCGGCAAUGCCGCUUCCAAGAUGCCCAAUGGACUUCCCGCGUGA
This is a messenger RNA of Penicillium cataractarum, 1818 nucleotides long. Its product is annotated as putative C2H2 finger domain protein. Lineage: Eukaryota; Fungi; Ascomycota; Eurotiomycetes; Eurotiales; Aspergillaceae. The record is from RefSeq and is a predicted model, not a curated record. The transcript has 2 exons. The coding region runs from base 1 to 1818 and encodes 605 amino acids.